GCUCCCCACUCAAUCCAAUUAAAGGCGCGACUUGAGGCGCUCUUCUACGUGUUCAUCUACCAGACUCGACGUUGAGACAACAGGAACCAGAGGGGCUUUGGCCAAAAAAAAAGAGAAGGGGGAGAGGGAAGAGAAGGAGAGAUUGCCUUGCCUUCUAAUUUCUCCCUCUCCAAGCCACAGAACAAUGUCGAUGAGCCCUAAGCAUACGACUCCUUUUUCUGUUUCCGAUAUCUUGAGUCCCCUUGAGGAGAGCUAUAAGAAAGUAAGUAUGGAGAAUAACAACUUGGGGGCACCUCUCGCUUCUUACCGGCAGCCGCAGGUCUCUCAGGCGGCGAUGCAGCAGCACCACAUGGGCCACAACGGGACUGUGUCAGCGGCUUACCACAUGACUGCGGCAGGAGUCUCCCAGCUGUCACACACUGCCAUGGGGGGCUACUGUAACGGCAACCUGGGCAACAUGGGCGACCUCCCGUCGUACCAGGACGGGAUGAGCGGCAGCGCCACGGCCACCGGCUGGUACGGAGCCAACCCCGACCCGCGCUUCUCCACCAUUUCUCGCUUCAUGGGCUCCUCGUCAGGCAUGAACAUGGGCAGCAUGGGCAGCCUCGGCUCCCUGGCGGAUGUGGGCAAAAGCAUGGGCUCCCUGUCCAGCACCCCGCGGAGAAAAAGGCGGGUGCUUUUCUCACAGGCGCAGGUCUACGAGCUGGAGCGCCGCUUCAAGCAGCAGAAAUACCUGUCGGCGCCGGAGAGGGAGCAUCUGGCGAGCAUGAUCCACCUCACCCCGACCCAGGUGAAGAUCUGGUUCCAGAAUCACCGCUACAAGAUGAAGAGGCAGGCCAAGGACAAAGUGUCCCAGCAGCAGAUGCAGCAGGAGAGCGGUUCCUGCCAGCAGCAGCAGCAGCAGUCCCCGCGAAGGGUGGCCGUACCGGUGUUGGUGAAGGACGGCAAGCCAUGUCAAGGCAGCGGUCACACGCCCACCUCCUCCGCACAGACGCACCACCAGCAGGCAAGCAACGUCAUGAUCAUGUCCAACAACGCCAGCGGCCUCGGGCAGCAUCAGAGCCAGCAGGUGGGAAGCACAGGCCACUCUCCAGACCUGGUACCGCACUCCUCCAGUCCGCCCUCUAUGCAGAGCCAGGUGGCCGGCCUCUCUCACCUUAACUCCCCCGGAGCUGAGUACGGCUCGGCCUUACAGUGCUCGGCCCUGUUGUACGGCAGGACGUGGUGACAAGAAGUACCGGCUAUGGUUAAAAUUCCCUCUAAUGUAAAAAAGGCAGGUUUCACCAUCCAUGCACACAUUUGAACAAAAAAAAACCUAAGUAAAACCGCUGCAGUUUUUUAUUCUAAGGAAACUUACGUGGAAGAAACGUUUCCCAUAAACUGUGGAUGUGAACGUCCUGGGAUUUAUUUAUGUAAAUUAUAUAAAGAGACAAAAGAAGAUUGUUGCCGUAGACUAAUAGUGGGGAGACACCUGACCCUGAACAUGGACGCAUAAACACGUCUGGACUGCAGUGCGACUCUGCUUUCUAAUAGAAUUUAAUGUAAGCCGUAGGUCUAGCUUGUACAUUUCUGUAAAAGGUUUGAAUUCUAGCUUUGUUGUACAAACUUUUUGACGCUAUUGCUAGUUUGUUGUGGUUUCACUGGUAUUUGUACGUUUAAUUUCUUUGUAACUCAUAUAGAUAUUUGACCUACUACAAAACAGUCCUAUUAAUAAAUUAUGAGAAGGAGACAGCUAAACUAUUCUUUUGUGAAAUAUGUUCGCAUCUGCGCUGUUGCAUUAUGUGAAUAAUAAUACUGAAGAAAUGAAGAGAAUUUAAGAAAUUAUUAGUAGGAGUCGUAGUAGUGUUGUAGUAUUAAGACCUUCAUAUUUUUCAUUUAUUUCCAAAAAAGGCUGAUCAAAGUAAGGACACUUUUUUAGUGUGAAAAUCGCUCCAUCAAUAUUAAGUACCAACAGCUUUUUUUGUAAUUGAUACAUUUUUUGAUGAAUCAUACGGUUGCUCACGCAUUCCCCGCAGAGUAAACGGCCAUUAUAGCCUUUAUGUGCUUUAUUUUUUUUUUUUCUUCCCUUUGCUCCUUUUUUGAAUGUGUAUUCACUGAGUCAGAGAGGCGAGGUUUCUCGGAGCUCCACAUCAAACACGAGCGCUGCUCAAAGGGCAGCUUAUCGAUGCAAUCCCUGACCAAACAGCACGCGAGCCCAUAUCAGCUGCAUCAUCAAUAAUCAAUCAGGGAGCUGAAAGGAAAGGACGAUUGGUUUGAGAUUCAGUAACAAAACCGUUUCUAUAAACUUCUAUUUAUUACCAUUAUUAGUAUUAGUAGUAGUUGUAUAUAUUGUAUUUUAAGCACAAUUUAAAUUUAGUCUAUAAAUUCCACGGGCAUGAUGAGAAUUUAAAUAGUAAUUUAUUGUUUUUCAAUUUAAUUUGGUAAAUCCAAGUAAAUCCAGGAAACUCUUUAUUUAACAUUCGUCUAACCGACAGCUGCAGCUGUAAUUGGUGCGGUCGCCACGAGGUUAAAAUAAUCAGUUUUUGGUUUACUGUAUUCAGUACAAUACAACAUAGUCCCACAUUCAGUUUUCCAAUUGCUAUGAUGUUUCUAAUUAGAGGCGCACAAGGUAAAAUGAGCUAAGGUGCUGGUUAGGGGCCCCUAGGCCAGCAGGGGGGCUCAAUGAGCGCUCAAGCUUUCUCAAAGAAGGUAGAUUUUAGAACUUCAAAUUUGCAGUCGAGUUUAAAAUAACGUUUUAAAUUUAUUUAGAAUUAAAAAAUAAGUUUUAUAAUUAUGUUAAUAAUUAUAAUCAAUGUCACUAGGUAAGUAAUGUCUGCUGCCUGUGUCUGUGCUGCAGUCAGAUUCUAUGGAGAAUGUAAAUGGUGACUAAUGAAUAAAUUAAUGACAACUGGUACCUUCUUUCUGACUUUUACUAAGUUAGCAUUGAAAUGCUGUACUCUGGGCGCCACUACCAGACCAAAAGAGUAAGUCAGAGAAACAUCUUUGUCUCAAAAUUUAUUGUCAGCUCUUUGUUCAAACAUUAAAAUGAACUGGAAAUGGGGCCCUUCAUCAAAUUCUGCUUCUGGCGCCAUUCAAACUCGAGCCAGCUCUGCUUAUAUUAGAUAAUAAAAAUUAACCAAAAGACAAAGAAAAGUUUUUUUAAACCAUUUGGCCGUUACGAAUGCAAAGUUGAAAAUAUGUCUACAUUUUCUAGAGCAGAUAGUUCAUGUUGAUGUGAAAUGACAUCUUCACUGGGGUCGAUGAAUGGAAGGAUUUAUAAUUUAUUAUCCUGUUUGUUUCUUUGGACAUUUACAUCCUCAGUCAGAACCUUCAUCAAACAAUUAGUUAAAAAGUAACGCCUGGUUAUUCAAUCUGCUUGAUAUUAUAAAUCCUUGACUCAUUAUUAGAACAAAGGUUUUCCCAACAACAGCUUUUAACUGUUAAUGACACUAAAGUCUCUUCCAUGCAGUUUAAUGAAGACUGAUUAAUAUUUAUGUAUGGAUGUAUUUAUUUAUUUAUUUGUUUGUUUGUUUUUGUUUGCAUGUUGCCAGUAAAACACAGGUUCCACUGCAACUUUUUAAUGCAGUGCUUUUUUUUUGGCAUAGCUGUGAAAAGUAGUCCUAGCCAAUCCACCACCCACCGCCACCCCCACCCACCCCCCGACCACCACCCCUCUCAGUUAUUAUUGAAAAGUUGGGAUUUCCACAGCAUACUUACACUACUGUAUAUUCGCAUGUCUUCUGUCACUUUUAUUCUAAAAGCAGCCACAGUUUGAGGCCUCCUGUGAUAAAUAAAAAGCCCUUCCAGAAGACCUUUGAGUUAAAUUCUCAAACCCAGCAUCAGAAACUGUCUUAUAUUAGGUGUUUUUCAGAGCGGGUUUUGUUCGCGGAGAGAAGUGAGAACUUUGGGAUUACAUUAACAUGUCUUUGGCGCCGUGUGUGGUCUUUGUGCGCAGCUUGUAGCUGUCGAGAAUGACUUGUUGGAAGCGUGUGCGCUCUCAUUGCUCUCCUUUGUGGAAAGCCCACAGUGCAGCUCCCUGAGUCCUCCUGGCUUUAUGGUGGGCUGCCUCAAUGAACCCCAAGCAAUUAGUCUCUAAUCUCAAGGUAAUCAUAUUUGAGUUAGUGACUAGCUGGUGAAUUUCAUUCGCCUCUUUAAGACCAGGUUCCCUCGGUGUCAGGGUGAAGUGAAGUUUGAACGGAUAUUAACUGUGUGUGCGCGCCUUAAAAGUAAAAGUGACGAAUUAACGAGCAGGUGGUGGUUCAAAAAUAUAUAAAUAAGUGGAAGCGAAUUGUAAAAGGGAAAAUACUCUAUUUUGUAAAUGUUAUUAUUGUUAUUAUUAUUAUCAUCGUCUUUGUCGAAAUCAAGAUGAUACAUAAACAUGUUAAAAGGAAAAUACAAUAAACACCAAUAUACUCUUCAAACAUAUUAUAGAGACUAAUUUUGGAUCGAUAUCUGUCAACGGUUUUGUCGCAAAAU
Girardinichthys multiradiatus is the source of this 4455-nucleotide messenger RNA. It is a transcript of the gene nkx2-1, whose product is annotated as NK2 homeobox 1. The transcript is spliced from 2 exons. Gene Ontology annotation, molecular function: RNA polymerase II cis-regulatory region sequence-specific DNA binding; DNA-binding transcription factor activity, RNA polymerase II-specific. The record is from RefSeq and is a predicted model, not a curated record. Gene Ontology annotation, cellular component: nucleus. The coding region runs from base 185 to 1228 and encodes 347 amino acids. Lineage: Eukaryota; Metazoa; Chordata; Actinopteri; Cyprinodontiformes; Goodeidae. Gene Ontology annotation, biological process: regulation of transcription by RNA polymerase II; cell differentiation.